This is a messenger RNA of Penicillium oxalicum, 2241 nucleotides long. RefSeq lists its product as uncharacterized. NCBI's taxonomy places the organism in Eukaryota, Fungi, Ascomycota, Eurotiomycetes, Eurotiales, Aspergillaceae. The transcript has a single exon. Gene Ontology annotation, molecular function: 3-dehydroquinate dehydratase activity. The record is from RefSeq and is a predicted model, not a curated record. Bases 1 to 2241 code for a protein of 746 amino acids.
AUGAUGCCCACUGCCCUCCCGCCCAUGAUGGCCACGCCGCUGCUCGACGAAACCGCGGCCGUCUCGACCGCCCUUCAAGUCCCCAGUCCUCCGCAGGCCGCCAACUCACCCCCCACGGUCUCUGCUUUGACAACCGCAACCACCACACCAACUCUUCCAGUGACGCCUCCGGCUUCUUCCUCGCCCUCUUCCGCUACCACUUCCGCACUCAGCAUCGCCUCGAUUGUCUCGGGACAUUCGGCGCCCACGUGGUCGCCGCAGGGCCAUGCCGCGCCCGCCGUGAUGCCGCCACCCGACACGCCGUCCGGAACGAUAGUCAUCGUGUUCGGUACGGGCAUGGAAAGCAUCGUGCACAUGAUCGCCGAGAUCGUCGGAAAGCCAUGGACAACGGAAACACCAUUGACGACCCUGUCAAGAGCCUCUGACGUGGUGGUGGCCGGUGUACUCCCGCAGGAUCUCCCACAUGGCCUGGAUGGAUGCGACAGGUCCUCCUUUGUGCUCAUCAACACCCACUGCGUGGAGGAUGGAUCCGCUCCCGAAGACGCGCUGACUGAAUUGUGCGAUUACGAGUUCCUAUACUCGCGGACCCCCUUUUUGCGUCGCGACCUCACGCGCUUCCUCUCGUUGAUCCUGGGCCAGACGAAACCGCAUGAGGAUCUUCGAACCAAGACUCGGACCAAUUUCAUUUCGACCACCUUUCCAGACGUGCAUGCUGCGCUGCCCAAUCUGGAUAUUCUCUCCGUGGGAUCAGAUGCCGUCGAGAUUCGUGUGGACUUGCUGGUCGAGCCCACGAUGGAUGCCGCUGCGAGCUCGGUGCCGAGCUUAAAGUACGUGGGUCAGCAAUUGAUGUUGCUGCGCCAGCACACAGAACUUCCCAUCAUCUUUACGGUGCGCUGUACGAAAGAAAAUGGUAAAUUCCCAAUGGACGAUCCAAUGUUGUCCUACAAAUAUCUGCGACGCGCCAUCCAGUGGGGAGUAGAGUAUAUCGACGUCGAGCUCUGGCUCCCGGAGGAGAUUCGUCGCCGGCUGGCCGAGGUCAAGGGCCACAGUAUCAUCAUGUCUGCCUUCCAUGAUUUCUCCGGUACGUGGAAGUGGACGGCUCCUGAGGCUCGUCGCGUGUUUGAAGAAAGUGCCAAAUACGGGGACAUUGUCAAGAUGAUUGCCAUGGUCUCGACCAUCGAGGAGAACUACGAACUGGAGUAUUUCCGCUCCACCAUCAAGGCUCGUGGACCGGGUCCGUUGCUCUCCGCGGUCAACAUGGGUCAAAUGGGCCAGCUCUCGCGUGCGCUAAACACCGUCUUUUCCCCCAUCACCCACCCUUUACUGCCCAUGAUUGCUGCUCCGGGUCAGUUGACUGCGGCCGAGAUCAACGAGGCCCUCCACAUCAUGGGUCAGUUACCCAAGCGAGACCUCUACUUCAUCGGCUCGUUCCGUGCCACUCCCCAGACGAUGUUCAUGGAGAAAUGCCUCAAUGAACUGGGUCUUCCGCACACUUUUACUUCCAUCGAUCGCGGGCCCAAGGGCUCAUCCAUGGAGGCGAUUUUGAACCAGCCCCAAUUUGGUGGUGCUUGCCUCCACCCUCCCAUUGCUAGCACCACCACCUCACUGCCGGCAAUCAGCGAUGCCGCCCGGGCCAUUGGCCUGGUCGAUACGAUUGCCCUCGCCGUGCCCAAUGCAUGCGGCAGUGCACGGUUCGUCGGGGAUAACGCCGCGUGGAAGGGUAUCCGGGCAACGCUCACGCGCGAGUACGUCCCCUCAGCAUAUCGCGGUCGUGCAGCGAUCAUUCUGGCUGGAUCCGAGACCGAUGCAUCAGCCGCCAUCUUUGCUCUGCGCAGUCUUGGCGUUGGCUCCAUUUACACUGUGGGCUUCAAGGCCAGUGGUCCCUUGGCGGGUGGCUUGGAACCAUUUACCUCGGUGCAGUCGGUCAAACUGGUUGAGCAGCCGUUUGUCAUUGUCUCGGCCUUGCCUCCAGAGAAAUCCUUGCUGGUGCAGCCGUUGCUGCGUCACUAUCGCACGAACGGACGCUCGUCGCCGACAUCGACGCGAGGCAAGGUUUACUUGGAUCUGACCAACGGACCUAGGAAAGGAGAUCCCUUGGCGGUGGCGACCAGUGCGGGAUGGACGGCGUAUGGCAGCGAGGAUGUGAGUGCAUGGACGACGGUAGAGACAUUGCGGUUACUCGUGGGCCAAAACGUGCCGUUUGACUUUGUACGAAUGGCGUCUGGACGGCCAUUAUUUUGA